This is a messenger RNA of Populus trichocarpa (black cottonwood), 2241 nucleotides long. RefSeq names its product replication protein A 70 kDa DNA-binding subunit B. Bases 107 to 2002 code for a protein of 631 amino acids. The record is from RefSeq and is a predicted model, not a curated record. Gene Ontology annotation, molecular function: single-stranded telomeric DNA binding; damaged DNA binding. The transcript has 12 exons. Gene Ontology annotation, biological process: meiotic cell cycle; nucleotide-excision repair; double-strand break repair via homologous recombination. Gene Ontology annotation, cellular component: DNA replication factor A complex; nucleus. NCBI's taxonomy places the organism in Eukaryota, Viridiplantae, Streptophyta, Magnoliopsida, Malpighiales, Salicaceae.
UCCUUGCCUUGCUCACAGAAUACAAAGCAAGAGCUCCAACCCCAUCUCCACCAACCCUAUUCUCUCAAAACAAAAAAUCUUUUAUUUUAUUUCAAGACAGAGAGAGAUGAAUGCAGCGAUAGAAAAAUCAGUGAGCCCAGAUGGAAUAUCAAAAAUGCUUUCAAUUCCUAAACCAGAUUCAUUUACUCAUCUUCCUGAAAUCAUCCUUCAAGUCACGAAUCUUGAGCCUAAAGGCAAAUCUUAUGGGUUUGAUGCUAGUGAUGGAAAGAUGAAGAUCAAAGCGAUCUUCAGUUCACGUUUGUCAUCUGAGAUCCUCUCUGGGAAUAUUCAAAAUCUUUGUCUCAUCCGAGUUCUUGAUUAUACAGUCAAUGAGAUCCCCAGUAAAUCUGAGAAGUUUUUGAUCAUAACAAAGUGUGAGGUUGUUUCACCUGCGCUUGAGAAGGAGAUCAAGGAAGUGGUCGAACAGGAAGAAUCAGACAUGGGUAUGCCGUUGAAGAAGCCAAAGCUAGAAAAUGAAGUAAAGAGUGAAAAUAUCAAGGAAGCGAAGGGGCUUAUUUUGAAGCCAAAGCAAGAGAUUGUUGCUAAAUCUGCUGCUCAAAUUGUACACGAACAGCACGGAAAUAUGGCCCCGGCUGCGCGAAUGGCCAUGACACGGAGAGUUCACCCUCUUGUUUCAUUAAAUCCUUACCAAGGCAACUGGACCAUAAAAGUCAGGGUUACAAGCAAAGGAAAUAUGCGUACCUAUAGGAACGCGAGAGGAGAAGGGUGUGUUUUCAAUGUGGAAUUAACAGAUGGAGAUGGCACUCAAAUACAAGCAACAAUGUUCAAUGAGGCUGCAAAGAAAUUCUAUGAUAGGUUUGAGCUGGGGAAGGUUUACUACAUAUCGAAAGGGACGCUCAGGGUUGCUAACAAGCAGUUUAAGACAGUGCAAAAUGAUUAUGAGAUGACCUUGAAUGAAAACUCUGAAGUGGAAGAGGCUAGCGAUGAAGCAGCUUGUAUUCCCGAAACUAAAUUCAAGUUUGUCCCAAUUGAUCAGUUGGGUCCCUAUGUCAAUUCAAAAGAUCUUGUUGAUGUUAUUGGAAUUGUUCAAAGUGUUUCACCGACAACGAGUAUCCGGAGGAAGAGCAACAAUGAGACUGUUCCAAAGCGUGAUAUUGUUGUAGCUGAUGAGACGAAGAAGACAGUUGUGGUGUCAUUGUGGAAUGAGCUUGCAACAAGUGUGGGACAGGAAUUGCACGAUAUUGCUGAUAAAUCUCCUGUAGUUGCGAUCAAAUCCCUUAAAGUUGGAGAUUUUCAAGGUAUAUCUUUGUCCACCCUGGGCAAGAGCAUAGUGCAAGUCAACCCAGUUAUUGCUGAAUCAGAGAAGCUGAGAAACUGGUAUGAUUCUGAAGGUAAAGAGACUUCAAUGGCCUCUGUUGGCUCUGGUUUGAGCCCUUCGACCAAGAGUGGGGCAAGGUCCAUGUACUCUGAUCGAGUAUCUCUAUCUCAUAUAACAAGCAACCCAUCCUUGGGGGAGGACAAGCCUGCAUUUUUCAGCAUUAGAGCAUAUAUAAGCUUCAUCAAACCUGACCAGACAAUGUGGUAUCGGGCUUGCAAGACAUGCAAUAAGAAAGUGACUGAUGCUCUGGGGGGUGGAUAUUGGUGUGAAGGAUGCCAGAAGAAUGAUGCAGAGUGCAGCUUAAGGUACAUUAUGGUGGUAAAAGUUUCUGAUGGGAGUGGUGAAGGUUGGGUUUCUGCAUUCAAUGAAGAAGCUGAAAAGAUCAUUGGUUGCUCUGCUGAUGAACUUGACCUACUCAAAUCACAGAUAGAAGAGAACACCUACCAACAAAGAUUGAAAGAAGCCACUUGGAAUCCUCAUCUUUUGAGAAUCAGUGUCUCCCAGAACGAGUACAAUAACGAGAAGAGGCAAAGGAUGACAGUUAGGGCUGUUGCUCCAGUUGAUUUUGCUGCUGAGUCCAGAUUUUUGCUUGAAGAGAUUUCAAAGAUGAAAGGUUCUCAAUAGGAUGGAUGGAUGUGGCUUGGUUUGAUUUGUUCACAGAAGUGGUGUUUUGGGCAAUAUUAUGCAACUCUUUAAGAUUUAUUUCUGUAUGGGAAAGAGGGUAUAUUUAGUUAGACGUGUUGCUAGUUCCUAAAACUAAUGCCUGUAAUAUAUGCAUCUAGGUGAUCGGUUCAACUCACUCUCUCUCAACUGAUUUUUCAUUUUUUGUAUCACAGUGAUGCGAUAACUCCUUUCCUCUGCAA